AUUCAGUCUUUGACGACGCGCGCAUUGAAACGGAUGGUCAGUUGCGGACGCUGUAACGCUUUCUGUGUCUCCAUUAUCAGUGGUAAACGACGUUGCUCUGUGCUAGCCAAAAUUACCGUUUCGGUUCUAGCAAAACUGCUUCGGCCCCGUCUCAUCGUGAUGGCCAUAACUGUGUAACUGUGAGUGUUUGUGUGCAUUUGUGCGUGUGAGCGACCGUUUGACGGUUUGAUUUGAAUUUCGGGAAUCGUCAUACAAAGAUGCUGAUGCCGAUCGGAGAAGCAGCUCAAGCAAAGCAAAACGAAAAGCGAGCUAAGCGCAUUGCCCGAUAAAUAAACCGAGCUUAGAAACGGAACCAAAGCACGUUCAGCGGCUGUGUCUUCUGUCUCUGUCACUCUAUCUCCCGCUCAGUGUAUGUGCGUACGCGUGUGCCCCUGUGUGAGUGCUGUGCAUGUGUGCGUGAGUGCCUAACAAUUAAUUUGCAUUUGAAUCGCAUUUAAUCUGCGAUCCAAUCAAGGGCCAAACAGAAAAGGAGAGAGAUAGAAAAAGAAAAACAAAAAAUUCUGCAGAUUCGCCAACACGCAAAAUAAAAGGAGAAAAAAAAAAACAAAAUAGACCCCAAGUAAAUACGCAUAAAAAAAGGAUUUGCCAAAUAGAAUUAACAAAAUCAACAAAAUGUUUGCCUGCUUGCAUUUGCUCUACGUGGCGUUCUACGUCGUCGGCUCUCUAAUAGAUUUUACGGCCGGACUGCGUCUGGUCGAGGUGCGCAUACCAAACUAUGUGAUUAAGGGCGCCACCGCCCAGCUGGAGUGCCUCUACGAUUUGGAUGGCGAGGCGCUUUACUCGGUCAAAUGGUACAAGGAUGGCAAUGAGUUUUACCGCUAUGUGCCCAGGGAUAAUCCGCCGGCGCAAACAUUUCGCCUGCCAGGUGUUGCUGUUGAUCUGCACAACUCGAGCGAUGCGAUUGUUAACCUGCACAACGUCAAUCUGCAGUCGGCUGGCCGCUUCCGCUGCGAGGUUUCCGGCGAGGCGCCAUCCUUCCAAACGGUCACCGAGCAUGGCGACAUGGUUGUUGUGUCUCUGCCCGAUCAGGGACCACCGAAAAUAAUUGGAGGACGUCCGCGUUACCAAAUCGGCGACUGGGUGCGCAUCAACUGCACCGCCGGCCGCUCCAAGCCGGCCGUCAAUCUUACCUGGUAUGUGAACGGUGAGCCGGCCGAGCCCCAGAAGCUGCGCAAAUUCGAGACGAUUGUAUCGGGCCGCGAGGGCCUGGAGACCUCAGUGCUGGGCCUGCAGUUUCGCGUGGAGCAACAUCAUUUUCGCAACGGCGACAUGAAGCUGAAGUGUGUGGCUGCUCUCUCGUCGUUCUACUGGCGCAGCAACGAGGAGUCCGUGGAGGGCGAUCGGCCGCAGAAGGCGCCGGUCCUGGAGUCGCGAGAGAGCGACAGCGCCUUCGCCAGCAACUCGCGCGCCGAUCCGGUGCAAGGUAUGUCAUACCGGGAAAUAUUUGUUACCAAAAUCUUAUCGCUUUUUCUUCAACCAAAUGCAGCCAGCAAUACGGACUCGCUCCUAAUGGCCCGGGCGCCCAAUGCUCUGCUGCUGCUGGCGCUGGCCCUGGCUGCCACCUUAGCGGGCGGCAGCCUCCACUCCAACUGGCCGGCGUUCAGGCACAGCAAGGCUGGGUUCGGUCCGCGGGUCCGCGUGCAUCGAGCUUCGAUAAAUGUUGUUAGGCCAGAGCCAGAGCAAGGCAAUGAUAAGCCCAAUGAUAAGCUCGUAGCGCAAUUCAUUCAUGUUGAGCAAACGCUUCAAGAUUCUCUCUCAGCAGCGCAGCGUCGGCAGUUGCUGCUGACUGCGCGGUAGCUGCAUUAAGUUAGCCUUGCCUAUGCCCCGCCCAUUUUUUCCACUGAAUUUUCCGUCUUCGCUUCGCAGAAAAUGAAAAUCAAAAGCAUGAAAAAAAU
Molecule: messenger RNA, 1955 nt
Organism: Drosophila arizonae
Lineage: Eukaryota; Metazoa; Arthropoda; Insecta; Diptera; Drosophilidae
Gene: beat-IIIc
Product: beaten path IIIc
Biological process (GO): motor neuron axon guidance
Source: RefSeq, a predicted model, not a curated record